AUACCAGCAACAUAGAUGAAGCUAUUCAGUCACGAAAUUGGUUGAUUUCCCACAGUUUCAUUCACUAGCUGUUGUUAGCUAGACAAAACACUGAAAUCUAAGAAGCUCUGAGUAGUUGGUCCGUUAUAGUAUAACCCUCCGCAUAAUUGCUAACUUACUUACAGAAGAUCGAAUCAGGCAUUUCGUCAAUUCCAUUUCCUCAUGAAGCGUGUUAGGCGUUUAGUUGUACUGGCAGUUCAACUUGCAAUCAUAGUAUGCACAAGUUAUCAACUGACAAAAUUACUUUUUCAAUUUAAAUGGAAGGAACAAUUCGGCUUAUCACGAAAUGAUGAUGGUUUCUCCUACAAUGUAUUACCACGUGAAAGUUAUUCAAGUUCAGCGCGUAAUUCAAAUCAGACCUAUUAUAUUGCAUCACAAAUGACGAGGUAUGAAAAUAAAAUUACACUCGGAUUUACUGAGAAAGAUCUUGAAAAAUUAUAUGAAGUGAAAUCUACUCCAUCUGCCGUGAGUUUUUUAGAAUGACUUUUCUACUAGAUUUUGAUGGUAAUUGCUUCAGUUGACAGGACUUCUCAUUUUGUUCUAUACAUUGUAUCAUAAUCACUCUGACCC
Molecule: messenger RNA, 609 nt
Organism: Schistosoma spindalis
Lineage: Eukaryota; Metazoa; Platyhelminthes; Trematoda; Strigeidida; Schistosomatidae
Source: the annotation of a GenBank genome assembly